Gracilinanus agilis (Agile Gracile Mouse Opossum) is the source of this 825-nucleotide messenger RNA. RefSeq names its product outer dense fiber of sperm tails 3 like 2 (gene CIMAP1D). NCBI's taxonomy places the organism in Eukaryota, Metazoa, Chordata, Mammalia, Didelphimorphia, Didelphidae. The transcript has 4 exons. Bases 1 to 825 code for a protein of 274 amino acids. The record is from RefSeq and is a predicted model, not a curated record. Gene Ontology annotation, cellular component: cytoplasmic microtubule; cytoskeleton.
AUGGGCACCCUGAGCUGUGGACCCCCUCCCAGUGCCCUUUUGGCCCGACGGGCCACCAUGUGCCAGCUAGGUGAGACAGGCCAGAAGAAGACAUCGGGGAUCACUAUGUGUGAAACUGGUCCGGGUCCCGACCUCUUCUGUCUUCCCUCGACUGUGGGCUAUCUCAGCCAUGACUUCACCAAGAAGGCUGGCCCAGCGUUCUCCUUUCCCGGCAGGCCCAGCGAUGCACCUCGACGAGACUCCAGCCCUGGGCCGUGCUAUUUUGUGCAGCCCAACAUCACCCGUUUUGGCCGUUGCAGCGCUCCUGCUUACUCCCUCCAGUCCCGCACCAAACUCAAAGAUCUGGAGGUGACACCUGGCCCUGGUGCCUACAGCCCCGAGAAGGUGCCUCCCAUCAACCAGGCAAGACCUCCUGCUUAUAGCCUGGGCUUGCGCACCCCUCGAUGCCGCCUGGUGGACUCUGUCCCAGCACCCAACAGCUAUACUUUGCCUCCUCUGUGGGGCUCUCAGAUCUUUACCAAACCUUGCAGCCCCAGCUACUCAGUGUCCGGUCGAACGGCCCAGGUCCGCUUCACUGAGGACCCAUCCCAGCUUCCUGGGCCAGGCCAGUAUGAGUGCCCAGACCCAGAUGCCUACAGGCAGCGCCGGCCUGCCUAUUCGAUGUUGGGCCGUCCCUGCGCUCCUCGCCCUCUCUUUCAGACACCAGGUCCCGGUGCCCACAAUCCUGAGCGGGUCACAAUGCACUGGGCCCGGGCCCCUGCUUACUCUCUGGGCAUUCGCCACUCCAAGUUUAUUACCCCUCUGGUCACAGAUAGCACAGCUUGA